Molecule: messenger RNA, 369 nt
Organism: Dichomitus squalens LYAD-421 SS1
Lineage: Eukaryota; Fungi; Basidiomycota; Agaricomycetes; Polyporales; Polyporaceae
Exons: 2
Source: RefSeq, a predicted model, not a curated record
UCGCUCCUCGAGAAGUAUAUCAGACUCCCAACACCAGAGGAGAAGGAGGAUGCAAAGGCAUGGGUGGAGGAACAUUCCUGCCAUGCAUGGCGACAUGGCUGGUGUAUGGUAGACGGGACACUUGUUCCGCUGUUUACCAGGCCGCAUUGGUUUGGGGAGAGCUACUUCGAUCGGAAGUGUCGUUACUCUCUGAAUGUGCAGAUUGUUUCAAUGCCCAACCUACGCAUCAUCGAUGUCAGCUACGGCUUCACUGGUAGCACACAUGACUCGACCGCCUGGGAAGCCACCCGACUAGCACAGGAUCAUGAGGAGAUCUUGACAGGCACUGAAUUUGUCUGGGGAGACUCGGCAUAUCCGGUACGUCGCUGA